Molecule: messenger RNA, 3825 nt
Organism: Musca domestica (house fly)
Lineage: Eukaryota; Metazoa; Arthropoda; Insecta; Diptera; Muscidae
Gene: LeuRS
Product: leucine--tRNA ligase, cytoplasmic
Exons: 5
Coding region: 147-3701 (1184 amino acids)
Biological process (GO): leucyl-tRNA aminoacylation
Molecular function (GO): ATP binding; leucine-tRNA ligase activity; aminoacyl-tRNA deacylase activity
Source: RefSeq, a predicted model, not a curated record
UCGAUUGUUUGUCACCUCUAUUCUGUUGUUGGCCAACACGUUGCACAUUUUUAUUAGCAACGAUUUUGGUUUUAUUUUGUGAAUUAAAUUGCAAAUCAAUAACGAAUUCGACAUCAAACAUUUGUUUAUAACAACAAUUAUAAAAAAUGGCUGCUGUCGAGCGUAAAGGUACCUUUAAGGUCGAAUAUUUGCAAAAAAUCGAAGAGGAAGUACAACAGCGAUGGGAGAAAGAACAUUUGCACGAAACAGAUGCUCCUUUGGAGCCAAGAAAAUCGUUGGAUGAAAAGUUCAUGGUUACCUUUCCCUUCCCCUAUAUGAAUGGUCGUCUUCAUUUGGGUCAUACCUUUUCGCUGUCCAAGGCUGAGUAUGCCAUACGUUAUCAUCGUUUGAAGGGAAAACGUGUGCUAUGGCCAUUUGGAUUCCACUGUACCGGCAUGCCCAUCAAAGCCUGUGCUGAUAAGCUGAAACGUGAAAUGGAAGAUUAUGGUUAUCCACCACAAUUUCCUGCCGUAAAAGAGGAGGUUGUCGUCGAGGUGGCCCAGCCAGAGGUGCCUAAGGACAAGUCCAAAGGUAAGAAGAGUAAGGCAGUGGCCAAAACCGGCUCGGCUAAAUAUCAAUGGCAGAUUAUGCAAAGUUUGGGCUUGAAGGAUGAGGAAAUCAAAGAAUUUGCCCAGGCCGAACAUUGGUUGAACUAUUUCCCUCCAUUGGCAGUAAAGGAUUUGAAGAGAAUUGGUGUACAUGUUGAUUGGCGCCGUACAUUUAUUACCACGGAUGUGAAUCCCUUUUUCGAUUCCUUUGUUCGCUGGCAAUUUGUUCAUUUGAAAAAUCGUGGUAAGGUUAUGUAUGGCAAACGUUACACAAUUUACUCACCCAAGGAUGGACAACCCUGUAUGGAUCAUGAUCGUUCCACGGGUGAGGGUGUGGGUCCUCAGGAAUAUACUUUGAUCAAAAUGAAGGUAUUGGAGAACAAAGGAAAGUUAAGCUCCAUAAAGGCUCCCGUUUAUUUGGUGGCUGCUACUUUGAGACCUGAAACUAUGUACGGUCAAACCAACUGCUGGCUGCAUCCAGACAUCAAAUACAUUGCCUGGAAGACAACACGUAACGAUGAAGUCUGGGUAAGCACCCGACGUGCUGCCCGCAACAUGUCCUACCAAGGCUUUACUGCCGUUGAGGGCAAAGUAGAGGAACUUUUGGAAUUGACUGGACAAGAUUUACUCGGCACACCCUUGUCUUCACCCCUGACUAGUCACAAAGUAAUUUAUACCUUACCCAUGUUGUCGAUCAAGGAAGAUAAGGGCACUGGUGUCGUUACCUCUGUGCCUUCUGAUUCUCCCGACGAUUAUGCUGCCUUGGUGGAUCUACAAAAGAAGGAAGCUUUCCGCCAAAAAUAUGGCCUUACCGAUGAAAUGGUUUUACCCUAUGAACCUACACCCAUCAUUGAAGUACCCACCUUGGGUAAUUUGUGUGCCAAAUUUGCCUAUGAGAAGUUCAAGAUUCAAUCACAAAACGACAAGGAUAAAUUGGUGGAAGCCAAGGAAUUGUGUUACCUCAAGGGUUUCUAUGAUGGCGUCAUGUUGGUUGGCGAAUUCAAGGGCAAGAAGGUACAGGAUGUGAAAAAGGAUUUGCAAAAACAAUUGUUGAAUUCCAAAGAGGCUGAUAUCUACUAUGAACCGGAGAAGACUAUAAUUUCCCGUUCCGGUGACCAGUGUGUGGUUGCCCUGUGUAAUCAAUGGUAUUUGAACUAUGGUGAAAGCGAAUGGCAAGGACAAGCCAAGAAGAUUUUGUCACAAAUGGAAACAUUCCAUGAAGAGGCUAGAAAUAAUUUUGAACACUGCCUGGGUUGGUUGCAUGAAUAUGCCUGCUCCCGUACUUAUGGCUUGGGUACUAAGUUGCCCUGGGAUGAACAGUGGUUGAUUGAAUCUCUGUCGGACUCUACCAUCUACAUGGCCUUCUAUACUGUGGUCCAUUUACUGCAAGGAGGUUCGUUCCGUGGUGAGAAACCCAGUCCAUUGGGCAUUAAGGCACAGGAAAUGACUUCGGAUGUAUGGGACUACAUUUUCUUCAAGGAAACACCCUAUCCCCAGAAUUGUGGCAUCCAAAAGGAGAAAUUGGACAUUCUGCGACGCGAAUUCGAAUACUGGUAUCCCAUGGAUUUAAGAGUAUCGGGCAAAGAUUUGAUCCAGAACCAUUUGACUUUCAUGCUCUACAAUCAUGCCGCCAUGUGGCCCAAGGAUGAGAACAAAUGGCCCAAAGGUGUGCGUGUAAAUGGUCACUUAUUGCUGAACUCGGCUAAGAUGUCCAAGUCUGAUGGUAACUUUUUGACACUACACGAAGCUGUGGACAAGUUUUCAGCCGAUGGCAUGCGUCUGUGUUUGGCUGAUGCCGGUGACAGUGUUGAAGAUGCCAACUUUGUGGAAGCCACAGCUGAUGCUGGUAUCUUGCGUCUUUACACUUUCAUUGAAUGGGUCAAGGAGAUGAUUGCUGCCCGCCCUGCUAUGCGUAAGGAUGCUCAUCACACAUUCAACGACAAGGUGUUCAUCAGCGAAAUGAAUUUAAAGACAAAACAGACCGAUGAAUUCUACAAGAAAAUGCUGUUCAAGGAGGCAUUGCGUUCCGGUUUCUAUGAAUUGCAAUUGACCCGUGACAAAUACCGUGAAUUGUGUGGUGCCCAGGGUAUGCAUGCCGAUUUAGUCUUCGAAUUCAUACGUCGCCAAGCUUUGCUCAUGGCUCCAAUUUGUCCCCAUGUUGCCGAACAUGUUUGGGGGCUGCUUGGUAACAAACAAUCCAUUUUGUUGGCCACCUGGCCUGAGGUUGGUCCCAUCAAUGAGACCGACAUUAUGUGUUCGGAAUAUUUAAUGGAAGCUGCUCACGCUUUCCGUUUGAAUUUGAAAAAUCUCUUACAAGUCAAGGGUAAGGGUGGCAAAGAAAAGGCCGUUGACCCAACAUCAGCCAAACCUAACCGUGCUGUAGCCUGGGUUGCCAAAACCUAUCCACCAUGGCAAUCGUGUGUUUUGAAUACCAUGCGUGAACUCUACACCGCCAACAAAGACUGUCUGCCGGAUAACAAAGUCAUUUCCACUGCCCUGGGGCAAAAGGAGAUCCUAAAGAAAUACAUGAAACGCGUUAUGCCCUUCGCUCAAAUGAUUCGUGAAAAGGUGGAGAGCGGUAAAGGUUUGGCAGCUAUGGCUGUUUCCUUGGAAUUCGAUGAACGACAAGUUCUCCUCGACAAUUUGGAUUACCUGAAGAAUACUUUGGAUAUUGAGGCUCUUGAAAUUAAAUAUACCGAUGAUCCUGCCGCUCCCGAAAAGACACGCGAGGAAGUAAGGCCUGGAAAUCCAUUCAUAACAUUUACCGUUGCACCACAUGUGCCAGUUGUCUUCACCAAUCCCAUUGAACGGUCGGGGUUAUUCCAAGUAAACGCCGUUGUCAGCGAAGGUGAGACGACAAGGAGUCUCAAAGAAAAGCUAGCCAAAAUUUUGGGCUUUAAGGCUGAUUUAUCUACUUUGAAAAUAUGGCGUUAUGAUGACCCUGUUAUGGGCCAUCGUAAAAUGCCUGAAUUCCAAAAUUUCAAAGCCGGCAAAUCUCUACUGACUGAAGGCUCUCUAGUGGUGGAUGUGGAAAAGCAAAGUAUUACUUUAGUCGAAGAGGGUAGCGGCGCCUCCAUACCUGUUGGCCGCUACUUUGUUUAUGUUGUAGAGUAGAACAAAAGUUUUUUGUUCUUCUUAAUUUAAACUAUAAUAAUUUCAGUAAAAUUUUUCUUUUUAUUUAUAAAUAAUAAAAGAUCAGGAACUAUGCAAAGCAUGAUUGGUAAACUACAAAAGCGAA